AUGAGAGUUUUCAGGAAGUUCGCAUUCUGCGUUAUUCUUAGUGCCAGCGCUCAAUCAGUCGAAGAUGGACUCGCCAGCUCUGGCAAACAACCGAGAGCAACUUGGAGAGAGCUCCUCCAACUUAUGAAUAAUGACGAGGAUGACGAUACAAGUCCUUCAAUACUUGCGCGAGGAAAGAAAAAAGUUUCAACAAGUGGUGCAGGUUGGGGACGGGAACCAAAGAACAAAUUUGUUGAGUUCAAAACGUGUCCAAAAUUAGCAACGCCUAAGAAUGCAAGAGGUGUCUUUUGCGAUGGAGCGACUUGCGUUGUGGACUGUCAAGCUGGCUUCAUGCCCGCUGGAAAUCCACGCAUCAACUGUGUACGCAAUAAAGCUCAGAACUUUGUCGAGACGGGCAAGAACAGGUGGAGUGGGCAACUUCCAGAUUGCCAAGCAUGCGAAGAAUUACCACCAAUAUUCGACAAGAACAUCGAUCAAUUCUGCUUUGUCAAUGCCAGAGACAACCAAAUGACUUGUGAGCAUCAAUGUACCAAUGGCGGUAAGCUAACAGGAAUGAAGGGGUCCGUUUUACGCUGCGCCUGCAAUCAACAAGGAGUUUGUGGAUGGUCAAGAAAGCCAAAAAAGGCCAGAUUUGCUGACACAAGCAAUGCUCGAUGCACCCAAGAAUUCAUUCUCCCGCCUCAACGCAUACUUUGUGAGGAGAAGAGCAUUUUGGAAUUUUCAACUGAAGCCGCCAGAAUAACAAACUCAAACGACUGCAAGAAAUGCAAAUUAAUGACAAUAGAGACUCGUUUUCCUGCUUCUUUUGACUCCGACGAUACAAUGCUACUGGAACUCAGCCAGCCUUUGAAAUCAGUCGGUUCCUUUUCGUUCCCGAUCGUUUCGGCUGAGCUCUCCGAAGAUGAAACUGCCAUUUUGUUAACGUUCUAUGAAUUCGCAGACAUGAGCAACAUGGAUGCGCGAAUGUUCCUUAAUAUCGAAUCGAAACGAAAGACGCCAGAAGUCAUCGGUAUCACUACUCGACCCUGCAAUGCAAAACGAUCCGAGUUUUCUGUCAGUCCUAAUUCCAAAGGAGGUGGUUAUGGAUCUACCACUUCGUCAGUUGUAUCAACCACUGGAAAAACAACAACCUCGGGAGCUGGAAAUAACGGUCUCUAUUCUGGAAAUUCCGGAAGCUCCUAUUCUGGAGUUUACGCAGAAGAAGUCGACACGAAAAAGAUUGAAAAUGCUGUGAAUGAAGUGACUAAAGAAAUAGGAGUAAAGGAAAUUUUGUAUACAGAUCUAUCUUACAAUCCUGAACCGGAUGAGACAGAGGUAUCAGAUGAAGAAUAUGAAACGCUAGUCGAGAAGGGAAUAUUAGAGCCACAAGAAAACUUCAAAACGUUUCGGCGUCAUUACACCGAUCGCACUGUUUGUCCUGAAUAUGAUCAUCCUACUGAUGCGGCCUGCAAGCUAGCAAGAAGAUCAAUUGAAAAUGAUCAUGACAGAAAAUACAAAUACUCUCAUGCUACUUGCAUUUACAAUUGUGAUCACAAAUGUCCUCAUACACAUUGUAAAGAAGCACAACGGCGAAGAAGAUCCACUGAGGUUGGCAAGACAAUAAAGCGCUGGAUGGUAACAAUCCAGCUUUUAACGAAAGAAAAAUUCAACAAGACUGAUUUCGCUGAGAAAACAGAAGAUAAUAUCGCUCGACGCGGAAUAAAAAUUCUCAAUCUUGUUCCGAAGGAGGCGGAGACAACAAAAUACUUUUGGACGCAGCAAAUCUUCCUGAUCAUAGCAAUAAUUUCCACUUGCGUCUUUUCAGUUUUAAACACGCGAACUUUGGGGAAACUUUCAUUGCUAUCUACUUUAUUCUUGUCUAUAGUACCACUGAUUGAUAUUCUGCCGCCCGUUUUCGUCUGGUACGAGUAUAACACGGAUUCAAGUCUGGCUGUCGAUCCUGUCGAAUGGGUUUCAGGGAUGCUAGUGUUUUGUGCCUUCGUCAAACUUUUGAACCACGUGCUCAAACUCACCAUCGUCGCAUUCAAGACGAGCAAAGAAGACGAGACGAUGUUUAUCAUCAUGCACAAGGUUCUCGUCGAGUACCGAAUUAUCGACCAGUUUCUUCUCAAAGCAGUGGACUUUUGGCUGGUCUAUUUCUACUUUUCCAGAUUUCUGGUGCAUGGAAGCCCGUUCAUUCUCAAAGCUGGCUGCUUGAAAGAAAGUCUCGAUCUUGCAGAGCAGCAGAAGGAAAUCCAUCAAACAAGCGCGGACUGCCCAUGCGCCCCGUUCGCUCAGGGCAUAUUUACUCUCGUUUACAGAGCAACGCAAGUCUCCAUUUUUUUUUCGACGUUCAUGAUUGUUCUAAACGAUUAUGUUAUUGACUUCUGCGUAGAAUUCGCGAAGGGAAAUGGAGCAACAGAAAAUGAUAGUAUGGAGAAAUGGAUCUGUUCACAAGUCAAUAAUCAAUCUUUAUCCAUAAUGAAAGGACGUAUCACAAUUGAAAAUCAGUGUUUCCAAAAGAAGAUAUUAGAGUCUGAUUUCAAGAGCUAUAAAAUUGAACCCCAUCCAUUUGAAGAAGGUUGCAUGGUGCCGAGUGAAUUCGUAAUUAUGGUACUGACGAUUUGGAUUGUUAUAGCCUCCUCUGCACUAUUCGUUGGAGUAUGCAUGAAUCUGCCCCCUGUUACUUUUAGCGAGCUCAAAGAAAAACUUUUUAUCUGCAACAGAAAAGAAAAAGAAAGUGAAGUUGUGAUUCUGGCCGAACAAACUACUCUAAUGAACCCUGACGAACAAAAAUCCUGA
This is a messenger RNA of Oikopleura dioica, 2781 nucleotides long. The record is from the annotation of a GenBank genome assembly. NCBI's taxonomy places the organism in Eukaryota, Metazoa, Chordata, Appendicularia, Copelata, Oikopleuridae.